Molecule: messenger RNA, 5119 nt
Organism: Vidua chalybeata
Lineage: Eukaryota; Metazoa; Chordata; Aves; Passeriformes; Viduidae
Gene: MED23
Product: mediator complex subunit 23
Exons: 30
Coding region: 52-4203 (1383 amino acids)
Biological process (GO): positive regulation of gene expression; regulation of transcription by RNA polymerase II
Cellular component (GO): mediator complex; transcription regulator complex
Source: RefSeq, a predicted model, not a curated record
GGCGCCGCCGCCUGCGCCUGACAAAGGGCCCGGCGGGCCCGGCCCGGCCCCAUGGCGAUCCCCAUGGUACCCAUGGAGACGCAGCUGCAGAGCAUCUUCGAGGAGGUGGUGAAAACAGAAGUAAUUGAAGAAGCUUUUCCUGGGAUGUUUAUGGACACUCCUGAAGAUGAGAGAACCAAACUGAUCAGCUGCCUGGGAGCUUUUAGACAGUUCUGGAGCAGUCUUUCCCAGGAGUCCCAUGAACAGUGUGUCCAAUGGAUUGUAAGAUUCAUACAUAGCCAACAUAGUCCUAAAAGAAUUUCUUUUCUUUAUGACUGCCUAGCAAUGGCAGUAGAAACUGGACUUUUGCCACCCAGGAUGGUUUGUGAAUCUCUGAUAAACUCCGAUACACUUGAGUGGGAAAGGACUCAGCUGUGGGCAUUAACAUUCAAAUUGGUUCGGAAGAUUAUCGGAGGUGUAGACUACAAGGGUGUGCGCGAUCUGCUGAAAGUCAUCCUAGAGAAAAUCCUAACAAUUCCAAACACUGUGAGCUCAGCUGUUGUACAGCAGCUUUUAGCAGCAAGAGAGGUGGUAGCCUACAUCUUGGAAAGAAAUGCUUGUUUGCUGCCUGCCUACUUUGCAGUUACAGAAAUCAGAAAACUAUAUCCUGAAGGAAAACUUCCCCACUGGUUGCUAGGUAAUUUAGUAUCAGAUUUUGUGGAUACCUUCAGACCUACAGCAAGAAUAAAUUCUAUUUGUGGUCGCUGUAGCCUCCUUCCUGUGGUAAAUAAUUCUGGUGCCAUGUGUAAUUCAUGGAAGCUGGAUCCUACAACGCUUCGUUUUCCUUUGAAAGGCCUCCUACCAUAUGAUAAGGAUCUGUUUGAGCCACAGACUGCUUUGUUGAGAUAUGUGCUGGAACAACCGUAUUCCAGGGAUAUGGUCUGCAAUAUGCUAGGUCUGAAUAAGCAGACCUUGAACAUUGCUCAGCAUAAGCAACGUUGCCCUGUGCUGGAGGACCAGCUGGUGGAUCUUGUGGUGUAUGCCAUGGAACGGUCUGAGACUGAAGAGAAGUUUGAUGAUGGUGGAACCAGUCAGCUUCUGUGGCAGCAUCUCUCCAGCCAGCUCAUUUUCUUUGUGCUCUUUCAGUUUGCAAGUUUUCCUCAUAUGGUCCUGUCACUCCAUCAAAAGUUGGCAGGCCGUGGUCUCAUUAAGGGAAGAGACCACCUGAUGUGGGUGCUACUCCAGUUCAUCUCUGGCAGCAUCCAGAAGAAUGCACUGGCUGACUUCCUCCCAGUUAUGAAGCUGUUUGACCUCCUGUAUCCUGAGAAAGAAUAUAUUCCCGUACCUGACAUUAACAAACCCCAGUCAACUCAUGCUUUUGCAAUGACCUGCAUUUGGAUUCAUCUGAACCGGAAGGCCCAUAGUGACAACUCCAAGUUGCAGAUUCCCAUUCCUCAUUCUCUUAAACUUCACCAUGAGUUUUUGCAACAGAGCUUAAGGAAUAAGAGCUUACAGAUGAAUGACUACAAAAUUGCCUUGUUGUGCAAUGCUUACUCAACCAAUUCAGAGUGUUUCACUUUGCCAAUGGGUGUGCUAGUAGAGACUAUUUAUGGAAACGGCAACAUGAGGACACCUCUUCCAGGCACUAAUUGCAUGGCAUCAGGGUCUAUCACCCCAUUGCCAAUGAACCUCUUGGACUCACUCACAGUUCAUGCCAAAAUGAGUCUGAUUCACAGCAUAGCUACAAGGGUAAUUAAGCUGGCUCAUGCAAAAUCUAGCGUGGCCUUGGCUCCUGCUCUUGUGGAAACCUAUAGUCGCCUAUUGGUUUAUAUGGAAAUAGAAUCCUUGGGCAUCAAAGGCUUCAUCAGUCAGCUCCUGCCAACAGUGUUCAAAUCUCAUGCAUGGGGAAUUUUGCAUACUCUGCUGGAAAUGUUUAGCUAUCGGAUGCAUCACAUCCAGCCUCAUUACAGAGUCCAGCUCCUCAGCCAUCUUCAUUCUUUGGCUGCUGUGCCACAGACUAAUCAGAACCAGCUUCAUCUCUGUGUUGAGAGUACUGCUCUAAGGCUAAUCACAGCUUUGGGCAGCUCGGAAGUUCAACCGCAGUUCACACGGUUCCUCAAUGAUCCCAAAACAGUUCUUUCAGCAGAAUCAGAAGAACUCAACAGGGCUUUGAUUUUAACUCUGGCCAGGGCAACACAUGUGACAGACUUUUUCACAGGCUCUGAUUCAAUUCAGGGAACUUGGUGCAAGGACAUACUGCAGACUAUCAUGAGUUUCACUCCACAUAACUGGGCAUCACAUACACUAAGCUGUUUUCCAGCUCCUCUGCAGGUGUUCUUCAAGCAGAACAACGUGCCUCAGGAAAGCCGUUUUAAUCUGAAGAAGAAUGUGGAAGAAGAAUACCGGAAGUGGAAGUCGAUGACCAGUGAGAAUGAAAUAAUCACACACUUCUCUGCUCAAGGGUCAUCCCCACUUUUCCUUUGUCUCCUGUGGAAGAUGUUGUUAGACACUGAUCACAUAAAUCAAAUUGGUUACAGAGUGUUAGAAAGAAUUGGGGCCAGAGCACUGGUGGCACAUGUCAGGACAUUUGCAGAUUUUUUGGUGUAUGAAUUUUCUACGUCUGCAGGAGGACAGCAACUCAACAAAUGUAUUGAGAUUCUCAAUGACAUGGUGUGGAAAUACAAUAUUGUAACCCUGGAUAGGUUGAUACUCUGUUUGGCUAUGCGUAGUCAUGAAGGAAAUGAAGCUCAAGUUUGUUACUUCAUAAUCCAAUUACUCUUACUGAAGCCUAAUGAUUUCAGAAACAGAGUGAGUGACUUUGUGAAGGAGAAUUCUCCGGAACACUGGCUGCAGAAUGACUGGCACACAAAGCAUAUGAGUUACCACAAGAAAUACCCUGAAAAGCUGUAUUUUGAAGGCUUGGCAGAGCAAGUGAAUCCCCCAGUUCAGAUCCAGCCCCAGUACUUGCCAAUUUAUUUUGGAAAUGUAUGCCUGCGCUUUUUGCCAGUGUUUGACAUCGUAAUUCAUAGAUUUCUGGAAUUGCUUCCAGUGUCCAAAUCACUAGAAACUUUAUUGGAUCAUCUUGGAGGUUUAUACAAAUUCCAUGACCGACCAGUGACCUACCUGUACAACACUCUUCACUAUUAUGAGGGGCAUCUGAGAGAGCGCACAAACCUCAAGAGAAAACUUGUUCAUGCCAUAAUUGGCUCCCUCAAAGAUAAUCGUCCACUAGGCUGGUGUCUGAGUGAUACUUACCUCAAAUGUGCCAUGAAUCCCCGAGAAGAGAAUCCAUGGGUUCCUGAUGAUGCUUACUAUUGCAAGCUCAUUGGAAGACUAGUAGACACUAUGGCAGGCAAAUCACCUGGUCCAUUUCCAAAUUGUGACUGGAGAUUCAAUGAGUUUCCUAACCCAGCUGCCCAUGCUCUGCACGUUACCUGUGUGGAGCUCAUGGCUCUGGCUGUUCCAGGGAAGGAGGUGGGCAAUGCUCUGCUGAAUGUAGUGCUAAAGAGUCAGCCUCUGGUGCCAAGAGAGAACAUCACGGCUUGGAUGAAUGCAAUUGGACUGAUUAUCACAGCGUUACCAGAGCCAUACUGGAUUGUUCUCCAUGAUUGCAUUGUUAAUGUCAUCAACAGUCCCAGCUUGACAUCAGAGACAGAGUGGGUUGGUUACCCAUUCCAGCUGUUUGACUUCACAGCAUGUCACCAGUCUUACUCCGAGAUGAGUUGUAGCUACACUUUGGCUUUGGCACAUGCAGUCUGGCAUCAUUCCAGCAUUGGACAGCUUUCUCUCAUUCCUAAGUUCCUCACAGAAGCUUUGAUACCCAUUGUGAAAACAGAGUUCCAGUUGCUCUAUGUUUACCACCUCGUUGGCCCUUUCCUGCAACGAUUCCAGCAGGAGAGGACACGGUGCAUGAUAGAGAUUGGAGUGGCAUUUUAUGAAAUGCUCCUGAAUGCAGAUCGGUACAGCUCCCACUUGAACUACAUGGAUCCCAUUUGUGAUUUCUUGUAUCAUAUGAAAUACAUGUUUACAGGUGACAGUGUGAAAGACCAAGUAGAGAAGAUAAUUUGUAAUUUAAGACCAGCUUUGAAACUUCGGCUGCGCUUCAUAACACACAUCAGCAAAAUGGAGCCAGCUGCUGUUUCACAGCAGCCUCUCAGCAGUGGGUCCCCAGCACAACAGCCCAGCCAAGUGCCCGUCAACGUGGCCUUGCCAGUAACCCAGUGAAAUGAGUUGCUGGGCUGACCUUGGUGGGAGGGCUUCCUCCUCUUACUGACCAAAGGAAGCAGCAUCUGUUCUGAAAUCUGGUUGCUUUAUAAAAGGAUAGAGAACCACACACAGACUUCUGCUUUGAUUUCUUUUGCAUCAUGAAGCUGCCUUGCUCUGUGCAUGCCAGUCUUCUUAGCUAUUUAUGCUAGACACUCGAUAAGGGAUAGUUGCCUUUCUCUGAAAGUACUGAGUAAAGAUCCUCUGCAAACAAAUACAUGGAUUUCUGAAGAGUUUACCCUAUCCUGGGUUGAGUCAUCUGGAUUUUUCCUUUUUUCUGCCUGUGAUAUGAAAAGACUCUCAUUGUGUGUAAAACAGCCUUUUAAAAUUUGGGUUCUGCCUUAUUAAAAAUUUCUAUUUUUUCAUCCAACAGAAGAAUUUAAAUCCUUUUUGUCUUUUGGGCAGACAGUUUAAGCCCUUAUACAGAAACACUUCUAGACAGAGAGAUUGCAUCAGUUUUAUUAUGACAUCUUUCCAAAGACUAAGAAUGAACCUUUGAAAAUAUUUGUAAAUUUUGUGUGUACAGAUUUCAUUAAACACACCUCAGUGGGUUUGAUGUAGUGUCAGUUACUAGACUGUUGGGUUAAACCCUGGAGGCUGUCUCCAGUGAGUCUAUUGGAAGUCUGCUUAUUCACUUCAAGCUGUGCUGGUUCAUAUUUGAUCUUUCCUAUUUGGGAAAUGGUAUAGUUUUUAUUAAAUCAGUCACAUCAAUUUUACUGAUUUUACUGCAUUUUGGAUUUGUCUCAUAUUCUGCUUUAGGGUUUAUCUGUACUGUGCUCAGCAGGUUUUGAUGACAGAAUUUAAAGGCUCAAUGUUUUGUAAAUAAUCAUCUUUUUGGGCAAAUUUGUAAUUAAAAAAAACCCACAGUUUAAAAGUC